Molecule: messenger RNA, 1546 nt
Organism: Emiliania huxleyi CCMP1516
Lineage: Eukaryota; Haptophyta; Isochrysidales; Noelaerhabdaceae
Exons: 10
Coding region: 56-1468 (470 amino acids)
Biological process (GO): protein deubiquitination
Cellular component (GO): cytosol; nucleus
Molecular function (GO): cysteine-type endopeptidase activity; cysteine-type deubiquitinase activity
Source: RefSeq, a predicted model, not a curated record
GCCCUGGUUCUCCGAAAGACCCCCAGCCCGGCAAGGCGCGGACAAGGCGAUCCCCAUGGGCAACACCCCCAGCCGGAAGGCGCUGGACAAGGCGAUCGGCGCGCUGCCCGAGUCGGAGCACUACUUUGGCCUCGAAAACUUUGGCAACACGUGCUACUGCAACUCGGUGCUGCAGGCGCUGUACUACUGCGGCCCGUUCCGCCAGCGCUGCCUGGAGCACCACGCGGUCGCGGCGAGCAGCGGCGAGGACGACCUCCUCGCCUGCCUCUGCGACCUGUUCCGCGCCAUCUCCUCGCAGAAGCGCCGAUGCGGCGUGCACGCGCCACGCCGUUUCGUCGCAAAGCUGCGAGGCGUGAACGAGCUCUUCAACAACCAGAUGCACCAGGACGCGCACGAGUUCCUCAACUACCUCCUCAACGAGUCGGCGGAGCUGCUCGAGAAGCGGCAGAAGCGCGAGGCGAUGAGGCAGAAGGACGGCGCGGCGGGCGAGGCGGGCGGCGCGGCGCGCGGCGGGGCGGAGGCGGGCGGCACCUCGGAGGGGGGCGGCGGGCCGUCGGCGGCGGCGGAGGGCGGUGAGGUGGUGCGGCCGGGCGGCGCGGACGGCGAGGCGGGCGGCGCGGCGGCGGGCGGCGACGAGGACGAGGGCAAGGAGGGGGAGGGAGGCGCGUACGUUCCAAAGACGUGGGUGCACUCCAUCUUCGAGGGCGUGCUCACGAGCGAGACGCGCUGCAUGUGCUGCGAGGCGCUCACGACGCGCGACGAGCGGUUCCUCGACCUCUCGCUCGAGAUCGAGCAAAACUCGUCCGUCUCGGCCUGCAUGCGCAACUUCUCGUCGUCGGAGCCGCUGCGCGGCGACAACAAGUUCUUUUGCGACACGUGCUGCUCGCUGCAGGAGGCCAAGCGCUGCAUGCGGGUCAAGCGGCUGCCAAACGUGCUCGCGCUGCACCUGAAGCGCUUCAAGUACGUGGAGCAGCUGCAGCGCUUCAAGAAGCUGUCGUACCGGAUCGCCUUCCCCCUCGAGCUCAAGCUGACCAACACGGCAGAGACGGCGGCGGAGCCGGACCGAAAGUACUCGCUCUUCGCCGUCGUCGUGCACGUCGGUGCGGGGCCGUCGCACGGCCACUACAUCUGCCUCGUCCGCUCGCACAAGCACUGGCUCCUCUUCGACGACGACACCGUCGACCUCGUCGAGGAGGGGUCGCUCCAGUCGUGCUUCGGGUCCGCGCUCGAGUCGGCCGGCUCCACAGAGACCGGCUACAUCCUCUUCUACCAGGCCGACGACGCCUGGAGCGCCGCGCCGUCCGAGGAGGGCGAGGCCUCACCCUCCGCCGCAGCCUCGCCUGCCACGUCGCCCGGGCAGAAGAGUAACUCGUCGCCCUCGAGCCCCUCCUCCAUACCGCGCUGGCAAGGGGCGUCGACAGCGGCUUCCGCGUCGCGCGGCGUGCCGAGCUGCACAGCCAAACACUGAUGGGGCCGGGGGCGUGUGCUUCGUUUGAGCGUCUUUGUGUUGAGCUGGAAUACACGCGCGCCGAAAGGGCGUCCUCUC